AUGCAAAUACACCUUGCAAGUUCGAUACUUUUAAUGACCAUCUUGGUACUAACAGCAAAUGCCAAACCUCGAGUAACCACAGCUCCAUGCUGUGAUUACCGCUUUAUUGCUGGAUGUGUCAUAUGUUACGGAACAACUGACGAAGACAGUUAUUCAAGCAGUCCCUUUGGCAAUGUUCCUACAUACGCACCGUAUGCUCCCACACACGCAUCGACUCUCACAUAUAAGCCUGCGUCCACAUAUGAGUCUACUCCGGUAUCUACAAAUUUUUCUACCACGUCUAAUGGUUUCUUCAAGGAACCGUAUUUGGUAUUUAAAGUUGGAGGCGUAUGUGUAGUCUUGCCAUUGAGUAGCAUUAUUAUUGUAUGGAGGUUCUUUUGUAAAGGAAGAAAAAAGCAACAAGAGGAAGAUAAUAAGAUUGAGAUGGGUUUAAAUAUACAAUUAUCAAAUUAA
This is a messenger RNA of Paraglomus occultum, 453 nucleotides long. The record is from the annotation of a GenBank genome assembly. Lineage: Eukaryota; Fungi; Glomeromycota; Glomeromycetes; Paraglomerales; Paraglomeraceae.